AUGUCUGUAUCGACUCUUGCAUCUUUCGAGUAUCUGGAAAGGCUUCCAGAACGAGAUCAGUCCCUUUCCUUGCUCUCUCGACUUCACAUCGUCACAAUCACAGCCCCAAGCAGAGACGACCCGCAGAAAGUAUCCUUGACAAAGAACUUUCGCGCUUCCUUGCGACUUGCCCUCACUGGAGGUGGAGAGCAACAGUCGUUUGGUAUCCCGUCCCACGACUCCACGGCCUCAGGAGUGGAUGCUGAAUUUCUCGACAACUAUGCGAGGGAAAGAUGGGAGGACAUCUUACAUUUUGUGGUCAACAGCGUAGGAAACAGUAUGCGACAAGAUGGCACCGGACCUCCGACAUCUGUUAGGCUUUUACUAGAGGCGGGCAAGCUGGUCACGACUGGCAGACGUUCAGGAGGAGGAAUUACGCAGGCUGGAUUCUCUUUUCUAUUGCAGGAAGUCAAUGCCCAGGUGUGGGCGCUGCUACUGCUCUGGAUCGAGAAUGCUGAAAAGAUGGAACUGGAAUCCGUAGAGGUUCUCUCGUUCUUGUUCAUGCUCGGGUCUCUCGAACUGGGCAAGUCAUAUAGCACAGCUACCCUUUCGGCCAGCCAGCGAGCGAUGCUGAAAUACCUGGUCGAUUUUGGACUCGUCUACAGUCCUUCCUCAACCCCUCAGCAGUUCUUCCCGACGCGACUAUCUACGACCCUCACCUCAGACGCCAGUGGGCUUCGAAGUGUCUCUGCCGGCUUUGAUGAUGCCCUCAAGAGCGAAAGUGGUACCAAGGGUUUUAUCAUCAUCGAAACCAACUAUCGUCUCUACGCAUAUACCAAUUCCCCUCUCCAAAUCGCAGUUUUGGCUCUCUUCACUAAAAUGGGCGUCCGGUAUCCGAAUAUGGUCACUGGCCGUGUGACUCGCAAAUCUGUCGCCAAUGCCAUCUCCCACGGUAUCACAUCGGACCAAAUUAUAUCAUACCUCAGGGCACACGCACAUCCGCAGUUGGUCAAGGCUGCCGCAGUAAACGGAAACCCCGUCCUGCCCCCUACCGUGGUUGACCAGAUCCGACUCUGGCAGAUUGAGAAUGAGAGGAUGAAGGCUACUGCUGGAUUCCUGUUCAAGGAGUUCGAGACGCAGAAGGAGUAUGAGGGGUGCGCGAGGUAUGCGGACGAAAAUGGAGUCUUGGUGUGGAAGAACGAUGCGAAGAGGAUGUUCUUUGUAACGAGACAUGAGCAAUUGAGGGAUUACCUCAAAUCUCGAAAGGCGAGGAACGAUUCCCAAUGA
Molecule: messenger RNA, 1266 nt
Organism: Drepanopeziza brunnea f. sp. 'multigermtubi' MB_m1
Lineage: Eukaryota; Fungi; Ascomycota; Leotiomycetes; Helotiales; Drepanopezizaceae
Source: RefSeq, a predicted model, not a curated record